CGAAAAAUGAAUCAAAAAUCUAGAUUUAUAUCUGUCGAUUUCUGAUUGAAUAAUACGGUUUUAAUUCUACUCUUCGCUUCAAUAAGUCUGCUGGAUUUUUUUCAAAAUGUAUUCUCUACCGUUCACCUUGUUGAUCAUUCCUUCUGCAACGACCACAUUGCUUCCCUGCGCCUAUUUCUUCUAUAUUCUCCACAGUCCAACUGAAAAUGUCAACUGCUUCAGUUCUUGAUGAUAUCGAUUACGAUUCGAGCUUCGAAAUGGUCGAAGAAGAGAAGUUCGAGAAAAUUGAAAAUACUGACAACUCGGAGAAUUUUCAAUAUGUUUCAACGAAAGGAAAUACUGUUAAAGAAGUAAAUAUCAAUUCGAAUGAGAAGAAGAAGAAAGAGGCUCCAAUUCAAAUCCUCACUGCCAUGAUCGGGAAAUGGAAACUUGCAUCCUCUGAAAAUCUCCAAGAAUAUUUCACUCUCGAAAAGUUCCCGGAGAUAACCCAAAUGGCCUGGGAGCACGGAAUUACUUGUUACAAGAUGAACGGCAAUCAACUUCAUGUUCACACCGAUUUGCUCGGAAAAUCUCUGAUUCCUACAAUUUUCGAGUUUGAUAAGCCAAUUGCCAGGGACGACAAUGCGGUUUCAACGCAUGCAGAAGGAAACAUGAUGAGCACCAUUUGCAAGAGGAUUGCUGACGGAUCGAUUGUUUGGAAAGUGGAGAGACUCAUCAAAAAUGGAAAUCUUGUGGUUUUCAACAGCAGAGGGAACUUUCGGUGCAAGAGAGUAUACAAGCGUGUUAACUGAACAACUUAUGAUAUUACUAUUUUUAUUCCAUUUAACGCCGUUAUUUUUAAUUCGUAUUUUCAACCAAGUUGACCGUGACAAUAAACCUUUGAUUUCUUCUU
Messenger RNA from Caenorhabditis elegans, 892 nucleotides. RefSeq names its product lipocalin/fatty-acid binding family protein (gene EEED8.3). The transcript has 3 exons. The record is from RefSeq and is marked reviewed. NCBI's taxonomy places the organism in Eukaryota, Metazoa, Nematoda, Chromadorea, Rhabditida, Rhabditidae. Bases 207 to 791 code for a protein of 194 amino acids.